Molecule: messenger RNA, 1347 nt
Organism: Drosophila takahashii
Lineage: Eukaryota; Metazoa; Arthropoda; Insecta; Diptera; Drosophilidae
Product: V-type proton ATPase subunit S1
Source: RefSeq, a predicted model, not a curated record
UAUUAUCAAGUCAAGUCAAGAGAAAUAUUCAAGAUGUUCUCCUUAUUAAGUUUUGUAUUGGUAACUAAAAUCCUCUUAGUCUCCGCGAAAGUUACCAGUUCACCACCGGUUCUGAUCUGGGGUACCGAUACACCCAAAACUACGAGUAUCUUUCGCCCAGUGAUAACUAAACAGUUUGAAAGGAUAAUAGCAAAUUUGCAGAAGAGCAAUAUGAUAGUGAUUUACCUAGCCUCGGAGCUAGCCGCCAAGGACAUUAACUGCGAUGUGUGCUUUCCCUACUUGAGCAAGAUCCAGCCCAUGAACUACUACAGCCAGGUGGAGGAGCCUCUGAAGGCCGUGGAUCGGGUUAGUAGGAAGACGGGAGAGAUCUACUGGCACUAUCCCGUGAUCACGGAGAUAAGGAGGCUGGAACUGGAAAUGGAGCUUCCUUGCAAACAGGGCCAGAUACACGCAUUCAGCUUCAACGAUCGCAAUGUGCUUGCUCACGACGCUGCCAUGGCGAUGGCAACCUAUCAGUUCAGCGACUGUCCGGUGGUGCAUGUGUACACGGCUUACACGGAGGAGGAUAGGGCUUUCAGGCGUCGUCAGGCCCAAAAGACGCGACCGGCACCCCUGAAAAUGGACCCAUCAAAGAGCCUGGGUCCAUCGACGAAUGUGACCGAUUUCGGAUUUGGUGAAAUGCCGCAACGUUUUAGCUACAGCUUGGUCGACAAUAUGACCGUUCUGCGUCACGACAUGGUCAUCCUAUCAUUCCGUAAUAUCCUGUGGGCCAAGAAGGAGCGGCCGGGAGCUUGGAACCGCUACAACCGAACGGACGUGGUCCUUCCCCACGGAAGGGAGGAAGUUCAGGUGGGCCUGCUAAACGGCCGAGACAUCUACGGAGGCAUCGUGCUGGUGAUGGACACAAACCGAGGUCCCCUACUCGUAGAGCUGGUUCCCUCGCAGAGCAAUUGGUUCCUCACCCGCAUUAUCUUCGGCAACAACUCGCACUAUCUGCGGGAUCUCGUGUUCUUCGGUUUUGAAUUCAGUCUCUGUUGUACGGACAUAACGGGCUAUGCCGCGGACACGGAGAUCCUCACGUUCUUUGACUUUUACCUGGACAUCCUUUGGCGAGAUAAGGAUAAUGGUAUGGAUCUGAACUACGAGGUGAAACCCUGCUGGAGCUGUUCUAUGUUUAUGACCCCGACCGUAGCACAGUCCCUUUUCGUGGGCUUGAUUAUCCUUAUACUACUCUGGAUGGGCAUGGCCAUGAUACUGAACAUCGGGCAGAACAGGAUACUCCAAAAUGCCAACGAUCCUGACCUGCACAUCAAGACGGACACCUAGGCGAUCCGCAACUGUGGUGGC